AUGCCAGCUAUAGAACGGCCAGGUCAACUACCAGCUACAACACAUGCCGAGAAGUGCAAGGCUCUACGCGAUAAGCUAUACCAACCACCCCCUGCAUUACCAGAUGAGUACCCAAUUAACAUCACAGAUACACUACCAGGUGAUCUCCCCUACCAGGAAGUCACAGAGACAGAAGUGGCUGAGGCAAUAAAAGAUACAUCCAACACCUCGGCACCAGGCUUCUCACAACAGUCAUACCGUCAGGUGAAGUGGGCCUUCCAGUCGCAACGUAACGUUAUGACAGCACUUUAUAGGCAAUGUCUUCGUGCAGGAUAUCACCCACGGGCUUGGCGCAAAGCAAUUGUGGUCGCACUCAGAAAACCAAGAAAGCCAGAUUACUCAAAACCAAGAGCUUACCGUCUCAUUACCCUCCUGGAGUGUCUGGGGAAGGUUUUGGAGAAGAUAGUAGCCCGACGGUUACAGUACAUGGCAUCGGCACAUAACCUG
Lentinula edodes (shiitake mushroom) is the source of this 486-nucleotide messenger RNA. RefSeq lists its product as uncharacterized. The record is from RefSeq and is a predicted model, not a curated record. NCBI's taxonomy places the organism in Eukaryota, Fungi, Basidiomycota, Agaricomycetes, Agaricales, Omphalotaceae. The transcript has a single exon. The annotation marks the transcript as partial.